CCGCGACGGUCGCAAGGUAUGUCGUUUUGGAGAAUAGCGUUAAAUAUAGGUUAGGAUUAUUUCUGUCGCGUCGGCGCACAAUCUAAACACAUUACACAGAACCGGCGUAAACUCCAAACGUUUAUAUAGUUAAUCGAUUACUUAUACUAAUUAGAUCGUGUAAACUCGUUAAAUUUUAAGACCCGCGGUUAAUAUGUGCAAGAUCGUACAUUUAACUCUUUUAAAGUGGAUGUAGUUAAGAAUGAUUAAAGUGAUAGUACUAGGAGUGUUGGCGCAAUGUGUUUUUAUACAAGGCCAGUUUGUAAUAGGUGGUUUAUUUUAUGAAGGAGAUGAGUUGGACGUGACACUGACCAACAGUGCUGAGCACUUUGGGUUCCAGGUGUUAAUCAGAAAAGUGUCACGAAAGGGAGAAUUGAUAGAAGCUGGAGAACACGUGUGCAACCUCGCCAAUGAAGGUGUCAUUGGUAUCAUUGACGGCACCAGCGGGAAAGUCACCGCACACGUCCAAGCGAUAUGUGACUUGUUGGACAUUCCACACAUCCUGAUCGACCACAAUGACUUGAUCAAGGAGGACUGGUUCCAUCUCAACCUGCAUCCCAGUCCUCAGGCUUAUAACAUGGUCAUAUCAAAGCUAGUUGAAUUGAAGAAAUGGACAAACGUCACCAUUAUGUACGAGAAGGGCUACAGUUUGAUGCGGGUGAGCGACGUGCUGGAAAUGGCCAGCAAGACCAUGACUGUCUCCAUUCGAGAACUUAGUGGGAAGGAUUAUAGAGACGUCCUCAUAAAUUCGAAAAGAAACGGAUACACGAAUUUCAUCGUGGAUUGUCCAUCGAAGAAACUAGAGCAGUUCUUAAAGCAUGCCCAACAAGUGGGCUUGAUGGCCGAUGAGCACUCUUACAUAUUCUUGUCGCUUGAUUUGUUUUACAAGGAUUUAACUUCGUACAGAUAUGGGGGCGUCAACAUGACUGGUUUUAUGAUAUCCAAAACCACUGACUGGACGAUUGAGCAGAGUUACAAUGAAAUUAAACAAUACCUGAUACAUGAUGCUGUGAAGUUGUUAAAUGAAACUGUUAAAAUGGUGAAGGACAUGACUGUAGAUCCUGGCACUGUCAACUGUGAAGAUUACAAUUCCUGGGAUUACGGGUCCUCUAUUUUAAACUUCAUGAAAACGAAUAAGAUUGAAGAAUCAACAGGACCACUAAUAUUUGAUGAAUUCGGUCAAAGAUCAGAUGUGCAUAUAAACAUUUUGGAAUUAACAUCUGCAGGUAGUCAGCAGAUGGGAGAUUGGGACUUUAAGGAGAACGAUAUUACAGUAAAUCGACCGUUGCUCUUGAUGCCUGACAUUACCGGAGAGUCCAUAAUGAGAAACCUAACAUUUAAAAUACUCGUUGCAAUGGUAUCACCAUUUUGCUACCUAAAAGAGUCUGCCACAACGCUGACGGGUAACGACCGUUACGAAGGUUUUGCUAUCGACUUAUUUGAAAGACUGGCUGAUGAAUUAGGAUUCCAAUGCGAAUUUGAAGUGACAGGUCUCAAAUAUGGAGGCUGGAAUGAGACUCUGAAGGACACGGACGGGAUAGCUGGGGAAAUCGAUCAUGGGAAAGCGGAUUUCGGCAUUUGCGAUUUUACUAUAACAUCAAACAGAUUAAAAGCUAUUGACUUCUUAACACCAUUCAUGUCACUCGGCAUCGCAAUUCUUUACCGUGAGCCCAGUAAACAGCCCCCGGCAAUGUUUUCGUUCAUGGAAGUAUUCGCACCGGAGGUUUGGUAUUACAUGGUACUGAUACAACUACUUCUCGGGGUGAUUAUGAUCCUGGUGGGGCGAUUGUCGCACAAGGAGUGGCAAAACCCGCAGCCCUGUAUCGAAGACCCGGAGGAACUGAGCAAUCAGUUCAGCUUUGCCAAUUCCGUGUGGCUCAUCAUUGGCUCAGUCAUGCAACAGGGUUCCGAAAUUGCCCCGAUCGCCUUUGCUCCACGCAUGAUAACGAGUAUAUGGUGGUUCUUCACUAUGAUCAUGGUGGCAUCGUAUGUUGGGACCUUGGUGGCCUUUCUUGUAGUGGAGAAAAAUGUUUUGCCCUUCGAAAAUGCGUAUGAUCUGUAUGAAACUAAGAACAUCAUGUAUGGUGCCAAAGAUACGGGGUCAACUAUUCAAUUUUUUAAGGACUCACAAGAUACUACAUACAAGAAAAUGUAUGAAAAAAUGGUCAAGAAUGGUUGGAAUGCCCCCGGUAACGACGAAGGAGUACAGAAGGCAGAGACUAUGAAUUAUGCAUUUUUUAUGGAAUCGCCUUCCAUUGAAUAUUACAAACAAAGACAUUGCUCGUUGAUGCAAAUUGGUGAUCUGUUAGACUCAAAGAGUUAUGGCAUUGGAAUAAAAAAAGGUUCUCCCUAUAAAAAAGUAAUGGACGAUGCAUUACUGAGACUUCAGGAAAUCGGAGAGUUGCAGAAACUGAAAGAUCUGUGGUGGAAAGAAAAAAGGGGAGGGGGAAAAUGCGGGCAAGAGACAAAAGAAGAGGAAAAACAAUUAGGGAUGAAGCAUAUGACAGGGGUGUUCGUUGUCCUGGGAGUGGGCUGUAUACUCGGCAUUGUCAUUUCGAUACUCGACAUGUUGUGGGGAGUCUUCCAGCGGUCUGUCAAAUACAAAACUACAUUCAAAUACGAGCUGGUUGAAGAACUGAAAUUCGCCCUAAAGUUUAGCGGUGACGUGAAGCCGGUGAAACGCCCAGCGAAGACCGACGAGUCGCCCGAGGCCGACGCCGUGGCCGAGGCCGAAGGCAAGGACGAGCUGCGGUCUCUGCGCUCGCUGUCGGUGCGGUCUGCGAGCACCCGGAGGUCAAGAAGUCACUCGCAUAGCUCUCGCCAUUCUCCUUCUGAUCUUAGUGUCCAAUUUGCCAGGAGAAGGCGGUAUUCUCCGUGAUAGAAGUAAACAAGAUC
Cydia fagiglandana is the source of this 2934-nucleotide messenger RNA. Its product is annotated as glutamate receptor ionotropic, kainate 3-like. Gene Ontology annotation, molecular function: transmitter-gated monoatomic ion channel activity involved in regulation of postsynaptic membrane potential; glutamate receptor activity. Lineage: Eukaryota; Metazoa; Arthropoda; Insecta; Lepidoptera; Tortricidae. The record is from RefSeq and is a predicted model, not a curated record. The transcript has 17 exons. Gene Ontology annotation, biological process: synaptic transmission, glutamatergic; monoatomic ion transport; modulation of chemical synaptic transmission. Gene Ontology annotation, cellular component: postsynaptic density membrane; plasma membrane. The coding region runs from base 242 to 2917 and encodes 891 amino acids.